Molecule: messenger RNA, 3630 nt
Organism: Conger conger (European conger)
Lineage: Eukaryota; Metazoa; Chordata; Actinopteri; Anguilliformes; Congridae
Product: glycine dehydrogenase (decarboxylating), mitochondrial-like
Exons: 25
Coding region: 113-3205 (1030 amino acids)
Biological process (GO): glycine decarboxylation via glycine cleavage system
Cellular component (GO): glycine cleavage complex; mitochondrion
Molecular function (GO): pyridoxal phosphate binding; glycine dehydrogenase (decarboxylating) activity; lyase activity
Source: RefSeq, a predicted model, not a curated record
UUAAGCCAUUUUAGGAGGUGUAUUUUGUGUAGAGUUUUAGUCAUCUCGCAAUAUGAUCGGACUAUAUGUUCAGUGAAACAAGAUCUCUGUAGCUUUAACAGAUAAAAUAAAAAUGCAUAGAUGUGCUACAUCCUUCGGUUUCAUAUACAAGUCAACUAACAUUCGUGCUCCUUGGAGAAAUAUAUGCUUUCAAAGUAGAACUUUGACAGGACAACUACAAACUCAACGACUUUCUUGUAAACAUCUAAAUGUUUCGAUUCGGGAAUUGAGAAGUUCUGCCGUGUUUGCCUCUUCGAGACAGAUCGACAGAAUAUUACCUAGACAUGAUGAAUUCGUCCAACGGCACAUUGGACCCAAUGCCAAAGAGAAAGGGGAGAUGCUCUACGCUCUCGGACUUGAGACUGUUGAGGAACUUAUUGCAAAAACUGUCCCGUCCUCUAUCCGUUUACAAAGAAGCUUGAAAAUGGAUGAUCCGGUUUGUGAGAAUGAAAUUCUGCAUGUACUGCAAAGCAUUGCCAGCCAGAACAAGGUGUGGAGGACCUACAUUGGAAUGGGCUAUUACAACUGCUCUGUGCCAGCAGUUAUACAGAGGAACCUGCUGGAGAACUCAGGAUGGGUGACCCAGUACACACCGUACCAGCCGGAGGUGGCCCAGGGACGUCUGGAGAGUCUGCUGAACUAUCAAACCAUGGUGUGCGACCUGACGGGCCUGGCGAUGGCCAACGCCUCUCUUCUGGAUGAAGGCACUGCUGCCGCUGAGGCUAUGCAGCUGUGCCACAGAAAAAACAAGAGAAGGACCUUCUAUAUUGACCCUCGCUGUCACCCGCAGACGAUCGCUGUCGUGGAGACGAGAGCCAGGUACAUUGGUGUGAAGACUGAGCUGAAGUUGCCAGAUGAGAUGGAUUUCAGUAAGAAGGAUGUGAGUGGGGUACUCUUCCAAUACCCAGACACAGAGGGCGGAAUACACGACUUCACGGGACUGGUGGACCGUGCCCACAAAGCUGGGGCUCUGGCGUGCUGUGCCACUGACCUGCUGGCCCUGUGCCUGCUGAGGCCUCCAGGCGAGUUCGGAGUCGACAUCGCUCUGGGCAGCUCCCAGAGGUUUGGGGUUCCUCUCUGCUAUGGUGGGCCUCACGCUGCCUUUUUCUCUGUAAAAGAGCAGCUGGUCAGGAUGAUGCCAGGAAGGAUGGUCGGAGUCACCAGAGAUGCCACGGGGAAGGAGGUCUAUCGCCUGGCCCUGCAGACUAGAGAGCAGCACAUACGCAGAGACAAAGCCACCAGCAACAUCUGCACUGCUCAAGCUCUUCUUGCAAAUAUGGCUGCCAUGUUUGGCGCAUACCACGGUCCCGAAGGUCUCAGGCACAUUGCUAAUAGGACACACAGCGCGACCCUGAUCUUGGCUGAAGGCCUGAAGCGAGCAGGGCACACCCUGCAGAACGAGGCGUUCUUCGACACUCUCAAGAUCCACUGCGGCACCACGGCCCGGGACGUCCUGGAGAGAGCAAAGCAGAGGCAGAUCAACCUGCGGGUCUACAGCGAAGACACGUUGGGCAUAUCUCUGGAUGAGACUGUGACGGAGUGUGACUUGGACGAUCUGCUGUGGGUGGUGGGGUGUGACUCCUCAGCCGAACUGAUUGCUGAGAAAAUGAGCAGCAGUAUAAAAGGCAUUCUGGGAACUUCUUUCAAGAGGACCUCCACAUACCUCUCACACCCAGUGUUCAACAGUUAUAACUCUGAGACGAACAUUGUUCGCUACAUGAAGCGGCUGGAAAACAAAGACAUUUCUCUUGUUCACAGCAUGAUCCCACUGGGUUCCUGCACAAUGAAACUGAACAGUUCUGCUGAGCUUAUGCCAAUCACAUGGAGGGAGUUUUCCAAUAUCCACCCCUUUGUACCUCUGGACCAGGCAGAGGGUUACCAGAAGCUUUUUCGACAACUAGAGAGAGAUCUGUGUGAAAUAACAGGAUAUGAUGGUAUAUCCCUUCAGCCCAACAGUGGGGCCCAGGGUGAAUAUGCUGGUCUCGCUGCGAUAAAAACCUACCUGAACUCUAAAGGGGAGGCACACAGAACAGUUUGUCUGAUCCCGAAGUCAGCCCAUGGGACCAACCCAGCUAGUGCUCAGAUGGCUGGGAUGAACGUCCAGGUGGUGGAAUCGGAUCGGGGUGGCAGUAUUGACAUGGCUCACUUAAAGGCCACGGUGGACAAACACAAGGAUAACCUGGCAGCUAUAAUGGUCACUUACCCCUCAACCAGUGGCGUGUUCGAGGAGACUAUCAGCGAGGUGUGUGCGCUCAUCCACCAGCAUGGGGGACAGGUGUACCUGGAUGGGGCCAACAUGAAUGCGCAGGUAGGGUUUUGUCGUCCAGGAGAUUAUGGAGCAGACGUCUCCCAUUUAAACCUGCACAAAACCUUCUGCAUUCCCCAUGGAGGUGGAGGCCCAGGCAUGGGGCCCAUUGGCGUGAAGCAGCACCUUGUGCCUUUCCUGCCCAGCCACCCGGUUGUCACCCUGAUGCCGGACAACUCUGCCACCUCCCAGGGCACCAUCAGUGCAGCGCCUUGGGGCUCCAGUGCUAUCCUGCCCAUCUCCUGGGCCUACAUCAAGAUGAUGGGGGCAGAGGGGCUGAGGCAAGCCACAGAAACAGCCAUUCUGAAUGCUAACUACAUGGCCAAGAGGCUGGAGGGUCACUAUAAAGUGCUUUUCAGAGGCGAGAGAGGUUUUGUUGCUCAUGAGUUCAUCCUCGACAUGAGACCCUUCAAGAAGACUGCAAAUAUUGAAGCUGUGGAUGUGGCAAAGAGGCUGCAGGAUUACGGCUUCCACGCCCCCACCGUGUCGUGGCCCGUGGCGGGCACCCUGAUGGUGGAGCCCACGGAGUCCGAGGACAAGGCUGAGAUGGACCGCUUCUGCGACGCCCUGGUGCAGAUACGCCAGGAGAUCGCCGACAUCGAGGAGGGACGGAUGGACGUGUCCGUCAACCCGCUGAAGAUGGCUCCUCACUCCCUGGCUUGCGUUGCCUCCUCUGGUUGGGACAGGCCCUACUCCAGGGAGUGUGCUGCCUUUCCCCUGCCGUUCAUCAAACCAGAAAGCAAGUUUUGGCCAUCGAUCUCCAGGAUUGACGAAGUUUACGGCGACCAGAAUCUCAUGUGCACCUGUCCCCCGUUGGAAGCAUAUGAAUCUCCUUUUGAAGAGAAGAGGGCCUCGUCGUGACAUGACAGGGCUCAUGCAUUUUAUGUACGUUUGCAGUUGUAGCGGUUAAAAUCCAGCAGUGAUAAAAUUACCUUUCCUUCACAGUAUGUGGUAUGCAUAUCUUAUCGUACAUAUUGUACCGUUGCCUUAGGAUUUCACAUUUCUGGAUAAUCUUUUUUUGUUGUUGUAUGACAAUCGCGUGCAAUAUUGCUCAAGUUUCAGCUCAGUGGUUUAUUGGGAGGGGAAAAAAGUAAAACAUUUUUUUUGAAUGAAUCAGGUUUAUUCAUCAUGAGCAAUGUAUUAAUGUUUGAUAAAAAGCUAUAUAAUACUUGGAUAUUAAAACGUGUAUCAGCCAAUAUGUAUUUUUUUUUUCUAUGGCCCUCAAUUAAUUGUGCAAGCCAUGAGGCAAUGAAUUCACAUUAAAAUCUCGCCAGGCUUAUUGAAAA